AUGUCGGCGCGUCUGGCUGCCUGCGAAGCCUGUAGAAAGGCUAAAUUGGCUUGUGACCAUAAGCAGCCUGACCACGCCUUUCAAGCGGAGAAGAGUCGAGAAGCAGAAGUCGGUUCUAUACUUGCCCUGGACUUGUAUUUCAAAUUGGCUAACGCUUUUGUUAGCAGCAUCGGUUCACCAGAUGAACCACCGUCAUUCAAUCCAAGACGCAAUCCAUACCCAAACCCAGGGUAUCUAGGGUCGUCUAGCCAUGCAGCUAUAUUCAAGCACAUCACUCCGGAAGGAGACCAUGGCCUCGGUAGUCACCAAGCAGCACCAGAAGCUCUCCACUCAGACUUAUUCGGAGACAAUCAUCUGGUCCUACAAGGCGCAGACAUCCUCAAGCAUCUAUUGACAACAUACAAGCUGUCAGCUAUGAAAGACCUCGUCAUGUUCUGGCUAGCGAAAGGCGCCAAUCUAGCCCUAGCGGAGCCAUUUGUUAAUGAAUGCGCCCAAAGUGUGUCCCAACUGUUCUCCUACAACGAUGACAACUGGCAUCUCGUCUACGCAAGAUGUCUCAUGCAGAACUCAGCCCAGCCACUGCAGUUCAACGAUACCACCGACCUGGCCGACUUCUCGGCUCAGUUCUUGGACCACAAUGCUCGCUGGGAGACGUUGGGGAUAUUCUUUGCUGCUGUCACUCGAGCAACGAUUGACAUCGCUUUCUUCCCGUCGUUAUACACCACCGAGCAAGAACAAUACACACUCCGCAGACUGUGCACGAAACUUUGUGACUUCGCAUUGGAGAUCUCUCUUUCCCUCGAUUGUCUCAAUGAUCUCCAACUAAUCAUGCAAUACGAGAACUUCAUCGUCCACUCCUACGUAGACGGAGAUCAAAGCUACCAUUCCUGGCGCAAACUAGGUGACGCAAUAUCCUCCACCUUCGCCCUAGGCUACCACGAGAACAUCGAAACAAAACCCAACAUCCCGCCCUUCCUCCAAGAACUCCGCAAAACCGCCUUCGCCCGCAUCUACUCCGCAGACAAAAACAUAGCAAUAUUCCUCGGCCGCCCACCGCGAAUGAACAAGCGCUUCUGCCACUUUCAGAUCCCAUCCUGCCACAACGCGCCGCACUCCAGAGCCUGGUCCUCAGACGCCCAGGCCGGGUACCGGGCCGACACGCGGUGGUCUGCGCUGUGCGCCUCGCUGAAAGAGGAGAUCUGGGAACUUCUUCAAGAUAAACAUGAUCCACAAUGUGCGUCGCGAGCAAGUGCAAUCCAGCGCCAAGCAGAAACACAAUGGCAACGCCUGCCACCGCAUUUCCGUCUCGAGAGUAGUCUGAAGGAAUGCACGCAGGGACCGUUCGAGCGAGAUUUCGUUGCUGGCGUCCGACUCCACCACUUGCACGUACUCUUCCUGAUUCGUCUUCUACUUCUCAAGUCGCCGACUGAGCCGGAUGCGCCGAUCAUCGAGACGGCGGGUCAGAUGCUUACGCUCGUUGUGGAGAUUAUUCUGCUACGGGAUCAGCUCACCAAUUCUGGGACCGGGCUUAUCUGGAAGGUCGCAUAUUACGGCCUACCAGCAGCAGGAAUCCUGCUCCUAGCAAUGCUAAAACAACACAUGCCACGAAUGCAGCGAACGCGCUCAUUACAGGAUCUCAGUGUUUUCGUCGCAGAGGUGCAGAUCGGGACGAUAGUGAGAGCCGGGGAUCCGAAUUAUGCGUUGCUAUCCAAGGCUACGCGGACUAUACAGCGGUUUCUGGACUCGACUCAUUCGGACACGGCGCAGCCUGUUGCUGAGGUGGCGGGACAGGAGGGAACUGACGAGUGGGCGACGUUGUUGAGUUUGGAUUUAUGGGAUUUCGAGGCUGGGUUUUGGCAGAGUUUGGCGGAUCAUCCGUCUUUGCUGGCUAUUGAGCCUUCUUUACCUCCUCUUUAG
This is a messenger RNA of Penicillium bovifimosum, 1917 nucleotides long. Its product is annotated as fungal specific transcription factor domain-containing protein. The transcript is spliced from 5 exons. Gene Ontology annotation, cellular component: nucleus. Bases 1 to 1917 code for a protein of 638 amino acids. The record is from RefSeq and is a predicted model, not a curated record. NCBI's taxonomy places the organism in Eukaryota, Fungi, Ascomycota, Eurotiomycetes, Eurotiales, Aspergillaceae.